This is a messenger RNA of Gordionus sp. m RMFG-2023, 1218 nucleotides long. RefSeq lists its product as uncharacterized. The transcript is spliced from 11 exons. Gene Ontology annotation, molecular function: RNA binding; peptidyl-prolyl cis-trans isomerase activity. Gene Ontology annotation, cellular component: intracellular membrane-bounded organelle. The coding region runs from base 195 to 1130 and encodes 311 amino acids. Gene Ontology annotation, biological process: protein peptidyl-prolyl isomerization; protein folding. The record is from RefSeq and is a predicted model, not a curated record. NCBI's taxonomy places the organism in Eukaryota, Metazoa, Nematomorpha, Gordioida, Chordodea, Parachordodidae.
AUAUAUUAGUUUUUUAACUUCUAAAAGCUGAUAUUUCUUUGAUGGAAUCGUAUUUUUACUGAUUUCUAAAUAAUGAAGGCAAAAGAUUAAAAAUAGAUAUGUCAUAAUAAUUUCAAAAGUUUAUCAAACAUCAAUCAAAUAUAUUAGCCAGGAUUCAAAUAACCAAUAAAACAUAUGGUUUAAUUAAUUUUUUGAUGGCUCAACAAAAAAAGACAUUAUAUGUUGGUGGCCUUGCUGAAGAAGUCAACCAAAAAAUGUUGUAUGGUGCUUUUAUUCCUUUUGGCGACAUAAUUGAUAUCAAUGUUCCUUUGGAUUAUGCCACACAAAAGCAUCGUGGAUUUGCAUUUGUCGAGUUUGAAUCCCCUGAGGAUGCUCAUGAUGCAAUUGACAAUAUGAAUGAGUCUGAAAUACUUGGUCGCACACUCAGAGUUCAUCUAGCAAAACCUCCAAAAACGAGUGGCAAUCGUGCUAUAUGGACCAAUGAGGAAUGGCUUAAAGAAAGACAAUCACAAGACACAUCAGAAGAAAAUAUUUUAAAUAAAGAUAUAGAUCAAUCAAAUCUUCCAACAGAUCCACUUUCAAAUUUGAUUUCAACCACUGACCAACCUGAUAAAAGCUCUUUAGGCGUUGACCAAAGCAAUCCCAAGGUAUUUAUGGAUAUCCAAGUUGGGCCACGUAUGGUUGGUAGGUUGAUAAUAGUUCUAAGGAAAGAUGUUGUGCCAAUGACUGUCGAUAAUUUCUUAGCACUUUGCAAGCAUGAACGAGGAUUUGGUUAUAAAGGAUCCAUCUUUCAUAGAAUCAUACCUGAUUUUAUGUGUCAAGGUGGUGAUUUUGUUAAUAAUGAUGGAACGGGAGGUAAAUCGAUAUACGGCAAGAGAUUCAAAGAUGAAAAUUUUGUCCUAAAACACACUGGAGCAGGUACAUUAUCGAUGGCUAACUCUGGUCCUAAUACAAAUGGUUCUCAGUUUUUCAUCUGUGCAUCUAAAACCGAUUGGCUUGAUGGGAAACACGUGGUCUUUGGUUAUAUAGAACAAGGUAUGGAGGUUUUGAGACAAAUGGAGAUUGUUGGGACCAAAACGGGCAAACCGAAGGAAAAGGUUGUUAUAACUGACUGUGGUGAAUUAGAAUAAUUUAUGAAUAUAAGAUUGUAAAUAAAGAAUAAUUGUGAAAUAAAUGUAUAUUACUGGGCUAUGUCUAUUGAAAAAAAUUUAUAUUUAU